AUGAUAACGAAGAGAAAAGACGCUUACACUCUCAAUAGAAUAGAGCAAGGUUCAAGCUCCAAUAACAUGAGUGAUCAAUGGUAUGAUCCUCGAUUGAAUGCUCUUUUCAUUGAGGAAGCUCAUCUUGUGGGCAUCGACAUGCCGAGGAGGCAAUUGAUCAGAUGGUUAAUGAAUGGAGAUUCGAGACUCUCGACGAUUUCGGUGGUUGUGCAUCUACUCAGAAACAUGAUAAAGCAAUUCUCCGAGGCAAAGAAAGAACAGUCUCCUGAAGGAGUAGAUGCGAUGACACAGAAUUUCAUAAGCAAUGCAUUGCCCACUAGUGAAUAUGGUAGCUGGGUAAUGAUCACCACACGCAAAGGUGACGUUGCAUCAUCUUCUUGCAUUGGACCUUCCAAUCACAUCUACAACCUUCAGCCUCUGCAUCCAGAAAAUGCCUGGUCCCUCUUUUGCAGGCAGGCAUUCCAAUCAAAUGAGGAGAACAGUUGUCCUCAGGAAUUGGAGAAGCUUUCUCGAAGUUCCGUAAAAAAAUGUCAAGGACUACCUCUUGCAAUUGUCACAUUAGGUAGUCUUUUGUCAGUGAAGGGAAAGACAUAUGUUGAGUGGGAGAUGAUUCACCGUAGCCUUGGAUCAGAGCUUGAAAGCGAUGACAAUCUUAGAAGCAUGACAAAAAUAUUAUUACUCAGUUUCAAUGACUUGCCUUACUACCUGAAAUCAUGCUUCUUGUAUUUGAGUAUUUUUCCAGAAGAUUAUGCCAUUAAGCGUAUGAAACUAAUUCGGCUAUGGAUAGCUGAGGGUUUUGUCGAAAGAAAUGAAGGCAGGUCAAUGGAAGAGGUUGCUGAAGGCUACCUCAAUGUGCUCAUCACUAGAAAUGUUGCUCUAGUGACAGAACGGAAAUCUUAUGGCAAGGUAAUCACUUGUCAAAUCCACGAUCUUGUGCGGGAGACGAUUAUUCCAAAAUUCAGGGAGGAGCACUUCUUUGCAUCUUCUGUUGAAGAGAACAUGAACAGAAUCCGGCAUCUGUCGAUUUGCAACGAUGGUGAGAAUUUUCCAAAAUUUGAUACCUUCACCCGUCUUCACUCUGUUCAUUUUUGGGGUGGAUGGGCUAUUCAAAACUCCUGCAAUCACAUCGUUUGCUAG
Magnolia sinica is the source of this 1137-nucleotide messenger RNA. Its product is annotated as disease resistance protein RPM1-like. The record is from RefSeq and is a predicted model, not a curated record. NCBI's taxonomy places the organism in Eukaryota, Viridiplantae, Streptophyta, Magnoliopsida, Magnoliales, Magnoliaceae. Gene Ontology annotation, biological process: defense response to other organism. The coding region runs from base 1 to 1137 and encodes 378 amino acids. Gene Ontology annotation, molecular function: ADP binding. The transcript is spliced from 3 exons.